This is a messenger RNA of Neoarius graeffei (lesser salmon catfish), 5835 nucleotides long. RefSeq names its product minichromosome maintenance 9 homologous recombination repair factor (gene mcm9). The record is from RefSeq and is a predicted model, not a curated record. Gene Ontology annotation, biological process: double-strand break repair via homologous recombination. Gene Ontology annotation, molecular function: ATP hydrolysis activity; ATP binding; single-stranded DNA binding. The transcript has 15 exons. The coding region runs from base 245 to 3487 and encodes 1080 amino acids. Gene Ontology annotation, cellular component: MCM complex; nucleus. Lineage: Eukaryota; Metazoa; Chordata; Actinopteri; Siluriformes; Ariidae.
AGCAUGUUUAUGUGCACAGGUGUGCGGAUUAACUUCUAUAAUUCAGCUACACAGUGUUGAAAGCUGGAGAAGUUGUGAACACAUCCACUAAUAAGAAGUGUUUCAGAAACCAGGUAUGCAUUGAACAACUCGGCGCAGUUUGAGGGAUGUUUUCUAGCUCUCACUGUUUCUGAUGAAGUAUUCAGCAAAAUUUUCCGUCAGCUACUUUUGACGUUAUGAUUCGCAGGAGACUUUGAGGGUGAAGAUGUGGCUGAACUCGGAGCAGGCGGCUCUCACAGGCCUGAUGUUUGAAACCUAUGUGAUGGAGCAUCACAGGAAUGACAUCCUGCAGAUCCUACAGGAACCCGAUGAAGAUGCUCAUUACUCGCUCGUAGUUAAUGCUAUGACCUUAUUUGAAGCCAACAUGGAGGUGGGCGAGUAUUUCAACGCCUUCCCCAGCCAGGUGCUGCCCAUAUUCGACGAGGCUCUUCACGCCGCCGCGCUCGCCGUCUCCCGGUCCGAGCCGCUGCAGAGCUCCUUCAGGCUGAAACACAACCUGCACGUCCGCAUCUCAGGUUUGCCCAUGUGUCCUGAGAUGACCAGAGAGCACAUCCCUAAAGCCCGCGACGUGGGUCACUUCCUGUCCGUCACGGGCACCGUCAUCCGCACCAGCAUGACCAAAGUGCUGGAGUACCAGCGGGACUACAUGUGCAACAAGUGCAGACACGUGUUCUCCGUGCAGGCCGACUUCGAGCAGUACUACAGCUUCACGCCACCCAGCCGCUGCCCCAGUGAGGACGAGUGCAGCUCCUUCAAAUUCACCUGCCUGACAGAAGCAGACACCCCGCCGUCAUCCUGCAGAGACUACCAGGAAAUCAAGAUCCAAGAGCAGGUCCAGAGACUCUCCGUGGGCAGCAUCCCUCGCUCCAUGCUGCUCAUUUUAGAAGACGAUCUGGUGGACAGCUGCAAAUCAGGAGAUGAUAUUACGGUGUAUGGGGUGGUGUGUCAGCGCUGGAAGCCACUGUACCAGGACUCUCGCUGUGAUGUGGAGAUUGUGCUGAAGGCCAACUACAUUGAAAUCAACAACGAUCAAUCCACAGCAGCAGUAGCGCUAGAGGACUUUCAGAAGGAAUUUGAGGAAUUCUGGGAAAUUCACAAGCAGAACCCUAUAGCGGGCAGGAACCAGAUUCUGAUGAGUUUGUGCCCCCAGGUGUUUGGGAUGUAUGUGGUCAAGUUGGCUGUAGCCUUGGUUUUGGCAGGUGGAGUGCAGCGAGUCGAUGCCUCAGGAAUGAAGGUGAGAGGUGAGUCUCACCUCUUGCUUGUGGGUGAUCCAGGCACUGGAAAAUCUCAGUUUCUGAAGUACGCAGCAAAAAUCACGCCACGCUCGGUCCUCACUGCUGGCAUCGGCUCCACUAAUGCAGGGCUGACGGUAGCAGCAGUGAAGGACUCUGGAGAGUGGCACCUGGAGGCAGGAGCGCUGGUUCUCUCUGACGGAGGCCUGUGCUGCAUCGAUGAGUUUAACAGCAUUAAGGAACAUGACCGCACCAGCAUCCACGAGGCCAUGGAGCAGCAGACCAUCAGCGUGGCGAAAGCUGGAAUGGUGUGUAAACUGGACACAAGGACCACGAUUCUUGCAGCUACCAACCCAAAGGGCCAGUACGACCCCAAUGUGUCCGUGUCUGUAAACGUAGCUCUGGCCAGUCCUCUCCUCAGCCGCUUUGACCUGGUCCUCGUCCUGCUGGACACCAAGAACCCAGAGUGGGAUAAAAUCAUCUCCUCGUUUAUCCUCCACAAUAAAGGUGUCCCGACUCAGCCUUCAUCGUUAUGGAGUAUGGAGAAGAUGAGAGCAUACUUCUGUGUGAUAAAGAGGCUGCAGCCGCGCGUCACGCAGGACGCCAACGCCAUCCUGACCCGCUACUACCAGCUGCAGAGGCAGAGCGACAGCCGUAACGCCGCACGCACCACCAUCCGCAUGCUGGAGAGCCUUGGCCGUCUCGCAGAAGCUCAUGCCAAGCUGAUGUUCAGAGAGAGCGUGACGGUGGAGGAUGCCGUAGUGGUGGUAUCUGUUAUGGAGUGCUCCAUGCAGGGUGGCGCACUGCUUGGUAAUGUGAACGCUCUGCACACGUCCUUCCCUGAUGAGCCUGGAGAGCAGUAUAGAAGCCAAUGCGAGAUUGUUCUGGAGGGUCUGGGCCUGACUCACAUCCUCAACAAAGAGCUGCAGAGGCUCUCAGGAAAGCAGAACAGCUCUCGUGAGUCGUCUGGAGGUCAGCAGCCGAGUGACGUACGCAGAGAGAGUAUGAGCAGUGAAGAGACGUCUGCCUCUGACCCAGGCCUCGACUGGUUUCACAGCUUAACCAGGCCAGCUGAAAGGAAUUCUCUCUUCCCAACAUCUCCCAUUCGUUCCUUUACACCGGAUCGUGCAGCUAAUGCACCGUGCCCUAGUGUGUUGCCUAGCAACAGUGGCUCGGCGCAUGGCGAGGGCUCUGCGUGGGAGAAGCAGGCCGAUGAAGACAGCAGUUCAGUGGUGCAGAAGAUCUCCAAAAAGCUGAGGACCAAACGAUUGAAAGGGAUGAACAGGGAGAACGAGACAAAGAACAUUGUGGAUGAGCGAUUAAAUACAGAGCAGCCGUUCUCUCCGUAUGAGCGCCCAUGCCACAGCACGCCAGUGGUGGACAGGAAAAGACCUUCUAAAAGAAAAGCUACAUCUUUGAGUCCACCUGCGACGGAACAGUCCGAGUGUGAAAAUCUACAGGUCGACCUGUCGAGCUUCACCUUCAAACCCAGAGAGAGAAUGACGCGCACAGAUCUGGCUUCUAAAAUGGAUGCUAAAAUUGGCACAAAACAAAUUAGACAAAUAAGACGAAAAGAGAAAGAGAAGAAGCAAAAAAAUCAGUGCGCCGAGCAACCAGCAGAGGGCGGCAGUGCGUCUAGGAAGCCCGGAGAGGCUGAAGUCGGAGAGAUUCCCUCUGAAAAGUCACGAGAGAGAAACCGAACAGCCGACGACGCAGAGCACAAACGUCAGCAACUCGCUCCAAACGAGCCCGAGUCCUCCGUUCAGCCACGCCCACCAAAAACUAAAGUCGCUUCGUCUACCUUGGCCAAGCUUUCCGCGUUCUCUUUUGUUCCCUCUCCUGAGGAAAAGUCCAGCCAGAAUCUUACCACAGCUCCAACACAGGAGAACACCACACCCGUUUCCAGGGACGGCGUCAUGGAAAAAGAUGCCAACGCAGCAGAAAGUACGCACACAAGCACUACUGCGACUGUGGAACAGAAAAGCUCCACGAAUUCAGCCACAGAGCCUCGCCAGAACACGAGCAGGCCACACGCAAGGACUGAGACGUGUGAAGAACAAUCUGUGAACUCCAGGAAGAGGAAGUGCUUUGAGUUGAGCUCAGCACGUCCCGGAGGUCUUUUCUCUGGUCUUUCCUUCUUCAGCUCCUCGAUAGCAGAUGAUGAAGCUUUCGAUGUGAACUGGGAGGAGGAGUCAAAAAAGAAAGUGAAUCUAUAGUUUCAUAUAUAUAUAUAUAUAUACAAGAGACCUGUGUGUUUAAAGUUGCAUUAAAGGAAUACUCCGGAAGCGCUCCAUCUGUAUCCAUUACAUCUGUGUAAUCAACAUGAGCGACACGCUUUCCUGUUAUGAGAAAAGAACAAAAGCUGCGGUUUAUCCAUGUCUAGGGCCAGGUGAUAAAUGUUUAAAAACGUGAUCUGCUGUAUAUAAUGCCAAAUCAAGAGUGACAGCUGUGGCGCUGUAGUCUAGAAGGUAUUAGGAUGAAACGGACACUCUUAGCAGAGUGAUUUAUCCAGAUUAAAGCAUUUUACUUUAAAUGUUCUCGAAGUUUUACGGUAUCCGAUCCAUACUUUUUUUUUUUCCCCUCCCUCUUGCAGAAAUCAUAAAUAUGUGCCACACGCACAAUACAACAUGUUUACUGCCCUUAGCCUCCAAUUACAAGGGUUUUUUCUUCUUUCUUCUUUACAUAAUACAGGAAAUGGUGUAAAUUCUUGUCCCUGGUAAUCUCUCUCUCUCUCACACACACACACGCUACAGAUACUGUGGAUAGACGUGAGGUUAAAAACGUUGGAGUUUUCCUUUAAUGUAAAAAAAAAAAAUGGUCUCUUAACCUUGUUUUAUGAUGUGUAAUCUAUUUUCUUGGAUUAUGUGAAAUGAAAAGCUGUUCAGGGAAAAAAAAAUCCAGUCGUCUCCUCCUGCUGCAAAGUUAUAAAUGAACAGUAAGAAAAAAAAAUGCACUUUACUCAUUUUUGCUCUUUAAUCAGCAGGUAUAAAGUUCCUUCUUGCUCCCCUGUGUUUAGUGAUGUACUAGCCAUGCUUUCCUAUCACACUUCCCUUAUUGCUGCAUUUUUCAUGCCCACUUCCGUCAGCAGUGCAGGAUAACUGCUGACAGAACGGCGACUGCUUGCUACGUUGUGUUGCGUUUAUCACGGUGUUAGCCUUCUACAGCUUCAGUGCUGGAUGUGCAUCUGCUUAUAUAGUGACGUACAGUACGGUGCAAAAGUCUUAGGCACGUGUGUGCCAAAAAUGGCUUCAAAAAUAAUGAAAUGAAAUGUUUUAACAUUAAAAAAAAUACAACCCCGAUUCCAAAAAAGUUGGGACAAAGUACAAAUUGUAAAUAAAAACGGAAUGCAAUAAUUUACAAAUCUCAAAAACUGAUAUUGUAUUCACAAUAGAACAGACAACAUAUCAAAUGUCGAAAGUGAGACAUUUUGAAAUUUCAUGCCAAAUAUUGGCUCAUUUGAAAUUUCAUGACAGCAACACAUCUCAAAAAAGUUGGGACAGGGGCAAUAAGAGGCUGGAAAAGUUAAAGGUUCAAAAAAGGAACAGCUGGAGGACCAAAUUGCAACUCAUUAGGUCAAUUGGCAAUAGGUCAUUAACAUGACUGGGUAUAAAAAGAGCAUCUUGGAGUGGCAGCGGCUCUCAGAAGUAAAGAUGGGAAGAGGAUCACCAAUCCCCCUAAUUCUGCGCCGACAAAUAGUGGAGCAAUAUCAGAAAGGAGUUCGACAGUGUAAAAUUGCAAAGAGUUUGAACAUAUCAUCAUCUACAGUGCAUAAUAUCAUCAAAAGAUUCAGAGAAUCUGGAAGAAUCUCUGUGCGUAAGGGUCAAGGCUGGAAAACCAUACUGGGUGCCCGUGAUCUUCGGGCCCUUAGACGGCACUGCAUCACAUACAGGCAUGCUUCUGUAUUGGAAAUCACAAAAUGGGCUCAGGAAUAUUUCCAGAGAACAUUAUCUGUGAACACAAUUCACCGUGCCAUCCGCUGUUGCCAGCUAAAACUCUAUAGUUCAAAGAAGAAGCCAUAUCUAAACACGAUCCAGAAGCGCAGACGUCUUCUCUGGGCCAAGGCUCAUUUAAAAUGGACUGUGGCAAAGUGGAAAACUGUUCUGUGGUCAGACGAAUCAAAAUUUGAAGUUCUUUAUGGAAAUCAGGGACGCCGUGUCAUUCGGACUAAAGAGGAGAAGGACGACCCGAGUUGUUAACAGCGCUCAGUUCAGAAGCCUGCAUCUCUGAUGGUAUGGGGUUGCAUUAGUGUGUGUGGCAUGGGCAGCUUACACAUCUGGAAAGACACCAUCAAUGCUGAAAGGUAUAUCCAGGUUCUAGAGCAACAUAUGUUCCCAUCCAGACGGCGUCUCUUUCAGGGAAGACCUUGCAUUUUCCAACAUGACAAUGCCAAACCACAUAUUGCAUCAAUUACAGCAUCAUGGCUGCGUAGAAGAAGGGUCCGGGUACUGAACUGGCCAGCCUGCAGUCCAGAUCUUUCACCCAUAGAAAACAUUUGGCGCAUCAUAAAAUGGAAGAUACGACAAAAAAGACCUAAGACAGUUGAGCAACUAGAAUCCUACAUUAG